GUCCAUCGUCAUACACUCAACAUCAUGCAAGACUUCAAAGAACGCAAGCUCGUCACCGAUCCCCAAAAGGCAUUCCACUUCACAGAUCUCCAAAGACUGAAGCCAACACGUGCAAACGACCCCUACGACUAUCAAGCGGGAUGGGGAAAUCGACAUCAAUCAGAGGUCAUUCCAGGCACUUUACCCGUUGCUCAGAAUAACCCUCAGGAAGUUCGAUUCGGACUUUAUACUGAAGGCAUCACAUAUUCAGCAUUCGCAGCGCCCCGCGCCCACAACUUUAGUACUUAUAUGUACCGAUGCCGACCCGCAGCUGCUCAUAAGGGCUACAUUCCGAUUGAGACAAAGUCGAAUAUCACAAACUGUUUCUUGUCCAUCAAUCCUAAAGUCGAGACGCUCCCUGAGCAAGCAGAAUGGCAUCCAUUUCCACUGCCAAAAGAAGAUGAGAAAAUUGACUUCGUCGAUGGCCUGCAUACACUCUGCGGCAGCGGAGACCCAAACAUCAAAGAGGGUCUUGCGCUAUACGUAUACAUGAUCAACUCGAGUAUGGAACAACGAGCAUUCUGUAACACCGAUGGCGACUUCCUUAUCUGCGCGCAACAAGGCAACCUUGACAUAAAGACUGAGAUGGGGAAGAUCUUCUUGCAACCUGGUGAGAUCUGUGUUAUACAGCGUGGUAUUAGGUUUUGCCUGAACUUGGCUCCGGAUACACCAGUGGCGCGUGGCUAUAUCACAGAAGUCUGGGGGUCGAUGUGGGAGCUUCCGGAUCUUGGCCCACUAGGUGGCCAUGGUCUUGCCAAUCCUCGCGAUUUCCUCUACCCGGUAGCCGCUAUCGAUGAUGAUCUGCACGUAGACUGGCAGAUCGUCAACAAGACCAACGGUCAGCUCGUGGCGAUACAGCAAGACCACAGCCCCUUCGAUCUUGUCGCAUGGCACGGUAACGUUGUUCCGUACAAGUAUGAUCUUACGAAGUUCUCUUCGCAAAACAGCACAUCCAUCGAUCACACUGACCCAUCGAUCUUCACAGUCCUCACAGCCAAAUCCCGUGAUCCUUUGACACCAUUAGCAGACUUCCUCUGGUUCGGUCCCAGGUGGGAUGUUGCGACCAACACUUUCCGACUACCCUACUUCCACCGCAAUUCCGCCUCCGAAUUCCUUGCCUGUCUAUACGGACAAGGUCUUGGAAGAAGCGACGAUUUCCGACCUGGUGGAGGUAGUUUUGAGGGCGGUCACACACCCCACGGUGGAUUUCAUGAGGGAUACCAACAUGGUAUGCGUAUACAUGAGAGCCAACCCGAGAAGAUUCUCACUGACCAAUUGACCAUCAUGGUCGAAUCAAGCCGUCUCUUCCUCUUUACUGAAUACGCUCGUAAGGGCUGCGGGACAAUCGAAACACGGGGAACCGACUACAAGGUUUGGGAUGCUCUUCCGGAUCGCUUCUCUGCCAACAAGAGAGCCCAAGAGUUACUGGCUCGAAUCAAGGACGACAAGAUUGCAGAGAAGAAGAGGCUUGCACCGUACUACUUCGGUGGGUUUUCGCAUGGCGCCAACACCAGUAACACAGAGGGUGUUCACGCUGAAGAGCUGAAGCAAUAUCUCACCUCCGACUCGAAGGCCAACGGAACAAACGGCGUCCAUGCAUAAAUGUUCUUUUGUGUUCUCAAUUUCGUGUCUCAGUCAAUUUAGCGAUGUAAUUGUGCGAGUUCCAACACUACAUGUACAUUGUAUAUACCGCAUUCAAUACUGUGCAAUGAAUACUGUCUCAACG
This is a messenger RNA of Alternaria alternata, 1765 nucleotides long. Its product is annotated as homogentisate 1,2-dioxygenase. NCBI's taxonomy places the organism in Eukaryota, Fungi, Ascomycota, Dothideomycetes, Pleosporales, Pleosporaceae. Gene Ontology annotation, biological process: L-phenylalanine catabolic process. Gene Ontology annotation, cellular component: cytoplasm. The transcript has 3 exons. The record is from RefSeq and is a predicted model, not a curated record. Gene Ontology annotation, molecular function: homogentisate 1,2-dioxygenase activity. Bases 25 to 1641 code for a protein of 538 amino acids.